CGCUGGUCCGCAAUAUCUUUAGUGACUUUCGUGAGAUAGGAAAGAGAUCAAGCCAAGCCAAGUCUUUGCUUGGACGGGUGGGUAAAGGAGGAUAGUGACCAAACACAAUAGGAUAAUCACGAGUGUCGUCCGUCCUUGCUAUUUGGAUAAGUAUGUCAUUCAUUUCAUGAUGGUAUGGCAUCUCUACUCUCUAUGAACUCAUAAACGUAUGAUAGCUGCACUCCCACGUACGAAAGAACUUAAUAUAAAUAUAUAUAUAUAUAUAUUAUUUAACAGUUUUAACAUUUAUAGGAUAGAUAGGUACAAAUAUGGCUUCAAAUGAUUUGAAGGUAUCACCCAACAACCAUGACCCAACUGCAAAUGAGGCAACAGAGAUGGUCUGCUAAAUUCGUUGUACUGCUUGCUCGUUCGCUCAUAUCAAGAAUGGCAGUUCCAAGCUCCUCCUCCUGGAUUUCUGGAGGCUCACCCGUUACUGGUUUCACCUGUUCCUUUGUUGGGUUUUCCAGACAUUGGCUCAAUCCACUCCCCACCAAAUUGGCAAAGAAUGAGGAGGCCCAAGUAAGAUCACUGCCUUCAGUCCAGAGAAGCCAAGUCUUGAGACUUAAGGCUGCAAGCAGCUCCCUUGGAUUGGCACAGGAACACAUGAGCUAUAAUUUGAAAGAUGUGGGUGAAAUUGAUGGAGGCCAGGACUUCUUUGUUGAGAUGAAACAGAGGUUUCUUAAUUUUAAGAAGCAGAAAUAUAUAAAGGAAUCGGAGUACUUUCAGACUAUUGCUGAAGCUCAAUACCCAAAGUUUAUGGUGAUUGCUUGUGCAGACUCUAGGGUAUGCCCUUCUAACAUCCUUGGGUUUCAACCUGGAGAAGCCUUUAUGAUUCGGAAUGUUGCAAAUCUUGUCCCUCCACUAGAGAAUGGGCCUUCAGAAACUAAUGCUGCUCUUGAGUUUGCAGUAAAUACUCUUGAAGUAAGUAAAGACCUUUACUCUCGGAAAAAAAUGAACCCUCUUGACAUUUUAAAUUGCCUGAGCACUUGUUUCAGUCCCUCUGCUCGUUUACCGAUGAAAUCACAAAUCUACUGUUUCCAGGUUGAAAAUAUUUUAGUAAUUGGUCACAGUAGCUGUGGUGGAAUACAAGCCCUUAUGAGCAUGCAAGAUGAUGCAGACUCAAGAAGUUUUCUUCGUAAGUGGGUCGUGAAUGCAAAAGCAGCCAAAUUAAAAGCAGAAGCUGAUGCAGCCCACCAUAGCUUUGACCAGCAGUGCAGACACUGUGAGAAGGAAUCAGUCAACCGUUCGUUAAUGAACUUGCUUACAUACCCGUGGAUACAAGAUAGAUUCAGAAAAGAGUUGCUCUGUAUUCAUGGAGGGUAUUAUGAUUUUCUAAAUUGUACAUUUGAGAAGUGGACUCUUGAUUUGAAGGGAAGCAGCAUUGAAGAAGGGGGCACAUUCUCUGUCAAAGAUCAAGCGUUUUGGUGUUGAGUUGUUUGCUACAGGCUGGGAUUGGUUGGUCUAAAAGAUCCAAUUCAAAUUAUGUAACACAUCUGUCUGUAAAAAGGAAAGUAAAAUCAGGUUCAAUUGUAAAGUUGAUCAUUUUACUUUUAUAGGAACUAGAGUAGAGAUAGAUGGAAAAUUAUUAGAUGUCUUAUUUAGAAUGUGUAAAUUUCGUACUCUUUUUAAAACUAUGAAUUACGAGUUCCUUUUAUGUUGUCACAAAA
Molecule: messenger RNA, 1706 nt
Organism: Carya illinoinensis
Lineage: Eukaryota; Viridiplantae; Streptophyta; Magnoliopsida; Fagales; Juglandaceae
Product: beta carbonic anhydrase 5, chloroplastic-like
Exons: 9
Coding region: 346-1470 (374 amino acids)
Biological process (GO): carbon utilization
Molecular function (GO): zinc ion binding; carbonate dehydratase activity
Source: RefSeq, a predicted model, not a curated record